This is a messenger RNA of Ceratina calcarata, 1970 nucleotides long. RefSeq lists its product as uncharacterized. The record is from RefSeq and is a predicted model, not a curated record. Lineage: Eukaryota; Metazoa; Arthropoda; Insecta; Hymenoptera; Apidae.
UAAUACGAAGUCGACAUUCAGUCGACUAGCUUCAAUUUUUCUCGUUACUUAUUUCAUUUUAUUAGUCUGUCAAACGGAGACACUGUUCUAAUUAAGAAUACGCGCAGCUUCCUUGCCAGUUCAACGAUCCAACAGAUGUUUGAUGUCUCCUAAAAAGAGUUACCUUGAAAUCAUUGACAAUCAUUUUACUGGCAAUAUUCUAUAUUAUCAACGCUGCUUCAUCAUCGUCGGCAUUCCACGACGCUAUUUAUUCACUGAUAUGUAGAUACAUUGACGCAAAACAACGUUGAUGAAGCAAGGUAACGUUGGUGAUUUCAAGGUGAUCCUCGUGAACAGGCUGAAACCCAGCCGGUGGCGUUCGAAUGUCUGGACACAGGGACUCAACGUGUCAAAAGCAUGAACUCCCAAAAUCUUUACAAGGGACAGAGGAUGCCGAGAUUGUGUGGGGUAUGAUAACCGAGAGAUUUCCAAAUGCUGCACCGCUUUUGUGCGAAAUGGAGGCGGUCAUCGACCGUGCGGAGGAUCUUCUUCAACAGCUGAAGACACCUUGUCGUGAAAUCGAGACGUCGACCUCUUUUUGUACGCAAGAUUCGGAAGAAUCUACCCUUAUGAUUUCCGCUAGAGGAUCACUGACUACCGAGAACGAAAUUCUGGAAGAGGUUGAAAUGACAAGUAGAACCGUAGGAGUCUCGGAAACGACUAUCUACGAACAAGAAAGCGAUACGAACGAACAGAAUAAAGGAUUGCUUUCUAAAGAACAGGUGACUGAGAAUCUGUUCAGUGAUUCGACUGUGAUACAUCCUCCUGUCAUGAAGAAAUAUUCGAGCGAUGAAUCCGCCUCUAUAAACGUUGAAACAAUGAGUACGCACAGCUCUUAUUUUAACGGAAUUGAAAUGAUGUUUCGUAAUAAUUCAGUAGUAAUCCAUUCAGAUAUCGAUGAAACGGCAAAGGAAGCGCGCAGCUUAGAGGGAUGGGGUAAAAUAGUGGACGAUGCAAUGCAAGGGAUCAUUGGUAUUAGAAACAAAUUAAAAUCAAUUCGUUUAAUCGAAGAGGUUUAUAUUUUAAUUGUUACUUCAAAAGGGGAUCAGCAUAUUAAGAAACCAGAGAAAUCAAUUGUGAAACAUGUACCUCAUGAAGAAACUAAAACUAGAAGGCAUAAAGCAAAUGGUAAUUUAUAUUCACUUUCAAUGCAGUACAAAUGUUUAACAUUAAAUUAUGAAUUUCGCAAAGAGUCGUGUAUUAUUCUGCAUCGUCAAGAAUCCUCAGAUAUCGGUGAUUCCGAGGUGGAGAACGAUUUCGAUGGAAACGCGAGGAGCCACAAAUUAAUCGAGAUGAAGCAGGAACCCGUGCAUCUUUCUUUUCAAGGUAGUGGUGAUAAGAGCGCACCGAGAAAAGAAACGCCGUUGUGCAUUCUAGAGGCAUAUGCAAAUCGUUGCAAUGUAUCGGUCGAAUAUGAAAAUAUAACGGAUGGUCCGCAUCGUCACAAAUCUAACGUGUACGUGAUACGUGGAAAUCUUGCAGGAUUCGCUGUAACGUGCCGAGGUUUAACCGAAGAGUCGACUAAGAACGAUUUAGCCGCGAAGAUUCUGCAAAUGAUCGCGAACCGACAGAUGAAGGACGAGAAACUCGGUCAGCUCGCGGAACUUACGAGGGACGAAAUGAUGAAGAUAAUUAAUUUUGACACGGACGACCUGAAAGACACCGCUCAAAAGAAGCUGUAUCAACUCUGUCUCGAAAAAGAGCAACAAGUUCCAAAAUACUACAUAUCAAAACUGAAGACUUAUCAGGGUUUUACUUAUAAUGCUACUUGCUACGCAUUAGGCUACUCUACCGAAGGAUGUGGUGUGAGAGAGUGCGUAGCCAAGAAAGCCGCUGCUGAUGAAUUGUACCAAAAAUACUGCGAGGGUCAGAAGCCGACGCUCAAAGUACGUAUUGAUAAUGCCUUUAUCGACUCAGUUUAAAAAAUCGUU